Molecule: messenger RNA, 2283 nt
Organism: Aegilops tauschii subsp. strangulata
Lineage: Eukaryota; Viridiplantae; Streptophyta; Magnoliopsida; Poales; Poaceae
Source: RefSeq, a predicted model, not a curated record
AUGUCCAACAACUCCGCCUGGGCCUCCAUCAUUGCCAUGAUGCGGGUGUUCGACGCCCAUGGCCUUGACCAGACCUGGGCCAAGCCGGACGCGGCGUGGGUGCAGGAGUUCUUCGAUAGUUUGUCGGAGCGGCCUGUCCGUGAGGAGAAGCAGCUCAUCCGCGACACCACCGACGAGGAGGUGGCGUAUAUCGCCAACAGGGCGGAGGAGGCGGCCCAUGCCGAAGCGGCCGGCAGCGCUGGCUUCCGGGAAAGUGAGGCCGGGGCCGAAGAAGACUUUGCCGAGCAGGUGGAGUCCACCGGGGAGUGCAACGGCGCUACCACUAGGGGCCCUUCUGCCGAGGAGGCGGACGAAGAGGCGGCCGAUGACACGGACGAAGAGGAGCCGCUAGAGGAGCCCCUGGUGAAGGGGAGGAGGAAGCGUGUCCUCCGGCGGUCUAGCUCCAGUGAGCCAGGGCGGCGAGCCUCUUCGCCCAAAGAGGUCCCCGCCAAGAAGGCAACCGACAAGGCCGCACCACGGCAAGGGGCCCAGGCAUGGCCCGUGCAUCAUACGAGGCGCACGGCCACGAUGGCAGAGGGAGCAGCGGCCGCUGCUUCCGCUGCGGCCAAGCGACGCAGGUCUCCGUCCCCACCCCUCCGCACGGACACCAUACCAGAGGCCGAUUACGACCUCUCUGGCAUGAGCCCGAACAGGAGGGGGGACACGAAGACACUGGCGCAGAGGAUGGAGAAGAGGGCCAAGACCUCGAUGGACCUCGCCUCGGUGGGUCAGAUGGAUGUUGAUGGCACCAUCGAGGAGAUCGCCAAGGAUGCCGCCGCUCAGGCCGACGAGGUUGCUGCCGACGAGGCCGCCAAGGAAGCACAUGAAGAGGCCACCAGGGGAUCUGCCGGGGAGGCCAUCGAGGGGACCGGUGACCGUACUGAUGGCAUCCCUGCCUCAGGAGCGCCUGGCGCUACACCGGUCCCGGAGCCCUCAGUUGCCGGGGCGACGGUGGCCGGCGACCAACCGUCCAACUCCGAAGCCCCCCACUCGAGCAGAUACCUCAAGAUCGGUGAGGAUCUGUUUGUCACCAUCCCGGGGACGGCAAGCACUGGAGCGCCUGCCGAGGGGGAGGUUUUUGACGAAGAGUUCAUCGUCGCCGCCGGGCUCCAAGUUGUUAACGAGCCAAGCGCCAGCAGCGGCAGUUCCAAGGAGGACCAGCUCCUCCAAGCUAUUAGCAGCAGCUUCCACAAGCUUCAGGCGCUUCACCGCGCCCACAAGGAGAAGCUGGACUCCCGGAUGGCAGUCAUCGAGGCAGCGGAGGCGGGCCUCCAGGAGUGUGUUGACCAGACACAGGUCUGGUUAACGGAGGCCCGACAGGAUUUGAAGGCCAGCCAGGAGCAGCUGGGUCAGCAGUGGAACAAGCUUCUUCUGAAGCAAUCAGAUAUCGAGAAGGCCCAGGAGGAGGAUGCUGCACGGAUCGCCAAGGAGGACGGUGAGCUAAGGGAGUGCCGCAUCUCGCUUGACGCCCAAGAAGAAGACCUUGCCGCUCGCGAGGAGGCGCUUGCCGCCAAGCUCUAUGGCAAGGAUGAAGAAAUCGAGAAGCUCGUCGCGCAGCGGACCCAGGAACUGGAGCAAAAACACAAAUACGCACUUGCUGCUCUGGUCCUGAAUCACGCCGGUAAGCUAAAGGAGGCCGUCGAUGCUGCUGAAGUGGCAGAAACCGCCAAGAGCGAGCUGGCCGGCAAGGUGGAGGAGCUGGGGGCGGAGCUGGAGAAGCACAACAAAGAGGUCGUGGCGCUCAAGAGUGACAUGGACAAGACCAUCAACACCUUGGCGGGUUUGCAGGUCACCAUAUCCGACAGGAACAAGUUGCUCUCCAAGGCCAACAACUCCAUCGACGACCUGAAGCUGGCCACCCUGGAGGAGACCCUCGCGAGUAGCAGAGCCCGCGAGAAGACCCUGACCAAGAAACUCGAGGACGGGGAACAGCUGUUCACGAGCGCUGCCGCCGAGCACAAAGACUUUGUGAGCGGCGUGCAGAUCUGGACCGCAUGCCUCGUCGACGUCUCGGAGAAGCCCACCGCGCAGCUAUCCACCAUGGGCCUGCCGGGCAUCAGGUACUCCCACGACGACAGGAUUUCUGAAAGCGCCAGGGAGACCAUGUUCCUCAAGGCCAUCCUUGACGCCUUGAAGCUACUCCACCACCGCCGAGCGACCCACCUGGCCAACGAGUCCCGGAAGCUUUGCAGGGGCGCAAUCUUCAAGGUGCUCACCAAGGUGGCGCACACACCCCGGCGUUGA